CUCACUGGCGUUAACGACAAUGGCCCACGAUUUGAACAUCCCAUCUAUCGUGUGAAUGUCUCGGAAUCGACACCAGCUGAUACGAAACUGCUGACUGUAAAGGCAGUGGAUCCAGAUGGUGGCAACGGACUGAUUAGUUAUGCUGUCAGUGGAAAAGACUCCUCCAUUGUUCACAUGGAUCCCGCCACAGGAUUACUCAGUCUAGCCCAACAGCUAGACUUUGAAAAGCGGCAACGUUAUGAGAUGUCUCUGGUAGCAGCAGAUGACUCACAACUAGCUGGAGAGUCCAAGCUGGUGCUGACGGUGGAGGAUGUGAAUGAUGAGCCACCUCGGUUCUCUACACCAUUCGCCGCUGCAACGGUAGCUGACACAGCGACGGCUGGCCAGUUUGUCGCUAUCAUGAGCGUCACGGAUGAUGAUACCGUAUCGUCCAUCAAAGGUGAUCACCGCCUGUUGUAUUCGAUCAUCGAAGGCGAUGAGACGCUGUUUUCCGUUGCGGAGCAUACCGGAGAGGUGUCACUGCUCCGUUCCAUCGAUGCUGAUGAUGCAAUGAACGACGGUGGACAAAAGGUCCUAAAUGUCUCGUAUCGGAUGGAUUGUUCACCGCCUACGGUCAACUGA
Cooperia oncophora is the source of this 621-nucleotide messenger RNA. The record is from the annotation of a GenBank genome assembly. Lineage: Eukaryota; Metazoa; Nematoda; Chromadorea; Rhabditida; Trichostrongylidae.